AUGCUGCAGUCACCACCUCCUGCUGCCUGUCCCGGCUCCUUCCUCACCAUCACCUUCUGCUUCGCUUGCAGGAGCCUGAUGCCACGGACGCUCGACAGCCAGAUCACGGUGGAGAAGACCCCCAGCUACUUUGUCACCAAAGAGGCACCACGGCGGAUCUUCAACAUGUCCCGGGACACGAAGCUGAUCGUGGUGGUGCGGAACCCGGUCACCAGGGCCAUCUCGGACUACACACAGACCCUCUCCAAGAAGCCGGACAUCCCCACCUUCGAGGGGCUGACCUUCCGCAACCGCAGCCUGGGGCUGGUGGACACCUCCUGGAACGCCAUCCGCAUCGGGAUGUAUGCCGUGCACCUGGAGAGCUGGCUCCAGUACUUCCCCCUCUCCCAGAUUCACUUUGUCAGCGGGGAGAAGCUGAUCACAGAUCCAGCUGGGGAGAUGGGCAAAGUCCAGGACUUCCUGGGCAUUAAACGGGUUAUCACGGACAAGCACUUCUACUUCAACAAGACAAAAGGCUUUCCGUGCCUGAAGAAGUCAGAGAGCAGUGGCUUGCCUCGCUGCCUGGGCAAGUCCAAGGGCAGGACUCAUGUGCAGAUAGACCCCGAGGUGAUCGAGCAGCUUCGGGACUUUUAUAGACCUUAUAAUAUCAAAUUCUAUGAAACGGUCGGGCAGGACUUCAGGUGGGAAUAGGCGUCCAGGAGCAGUGCUGCAGUGACAUGAGGCUGCAAUCUUCCAUGAGGGGGGCCCCAGGGGCUGGAGCCAGGAUCCUCCCAGCUCGUCCUGCCUGGAAUUGCAAGCAGAGGCAGGCGAGGGCCUCCCUGUCCCUUGGGAGUCAGCAGUGCUCUGGAGCAAGCCAAGACAAGGAAGACACGAAUCCUGCUGCAGCCACCAUGCUGAGGGAUGAGGGCCCAGCAGCACUGCCUGUCCCGGCGGGUCAGCAGCACUAUGGCUUGUCCUGUGGGGUCCUGUUUGCUUUUAACACCACGUGGUCCCUAGGGCACAGUGAUGGCCCCAUCCUGCAGCCUGUGAGCAGGCUGCUCCAAGCACGUCCCUCCCCUGUGUCCCAAGGCAGAUGGGUGCUCCUGGACAGUGGCAGUGGGACUGUCUCCCCACACCCUGGGCAGGCAGAGCUCCGGCCUCUCCACUUGCCUUCGUCACUCGUGCGCAGUGUGUACCCAUGAGGACAGUGAGAUGUAUCUGCUUGACAAAGAAGUCCAUGGAAAAUGUUGUACUGAUAUUUUGUCCUGUGAAUAAAGCACAGAAUCCUGCUGUUACGGGUACUUUAGUGGCACUAGUUUCCUUGUUCAGCAUGUGAUCC
Messenger RNA from Manacus vitellinus (golden-collared manakin), 1318 nucleotides. RefSeq names its product heparan sulfate-glucosamine 3-sulfotransferase 2 (gene HS3ST2). Lineage: Eukaryota; Metazoa; Chordata; Aves; Passeriformes; Pipridae. The record is from RefSeq and is a predicted model, not a curated record. The transcript has a single exon. The coding region runs from base 1 to 690 and encodes 229 amino acids. Gene Ontology annotation, molecular function: [heparan sulfate]-glucosamine 3-sulfotransferase activity.